Molecule: messenger RNA, 3078 nt
Organism: Sycon ciliatum
Lineage: Eukaryota; Metazoa; Porifera; Calcarea; Leucosolenida; Sycettidae
Product: sorting nexin-27-like
Exons: 15
Coding region: 306-2171 (621 amino acids)
Biological process (GO): endocytic recycling; intracellular protein transport; signal transduction
Cellular component (GO): early endosome
Molecular function (GO): protein binding; phosphatidylinositol binding
Source: RefSeq, a predicted model, not a curated record
CACCUUCAAAGUAACGUUGGCUGCGUCUGUCACUCCAUGUUUUACUUCAAUGGUUGGAGUUGUCUAGAGAUUAGAGUUUGUGGAUAGGUAGAGUCGGAAUGGCAGUAGCCCACAGCGGCAGAGCAUGCUGAUAGACGCUGAGCCUUGCUAGAGCGCUUGUCGCCGGCUCGUAAAGUGUUGCAGUAAACGAUUGGAGCGCGUAAAGAAUAGCGAUCGUGCUGCCUGGAUUUGUUUGAGAGGUGUGCGCAGUUUGAGAUCUGGGGCGUGAGCGCAGUAGCGAGCGCCACAGUCGCUGCUCGGCCAACAUGGCAGAGGAGAUCGACGAAAGCCCCCACCCGGUGAUAGUCCGCAAGAAUCACCUGGGCUUCGGCUUCAACGUCAGAGGCCAGGUCAAUGAAGGUGGCACGCUGAAGCCGAUCAAGGGACAGCUUUACGCUCCCAUGCAGUAUGUCAGUGCUGUACUGGAGAACGGGCCGGCUAAGGAGGGUGGCCUGCGUCUGUACGAUCGCAUCCUAGAAAUAAACGGAGAGAGUGCGGAGGGACUGAAGCACGGUACCGUGGUGGACAUGAUCCGACGUUCCACCAACGACCUGCGCCUCACCGUCAUCAGCGUCAGCCAGGAAGAGGCGGCACACCUCGACUCCAACGUUGCCAUGGCGUCGUCGCAGGCGCCGCACGAGCGCGACAUGACGGAGAAGCGCGCACUGCCGAUCACCAUCCCGGACAGCAAGGACCUGGCUGACAACCAGAGUAGCGAGCCGUACACAGUCUUCAACAUCUUUCUGAGUGGUCGUCAUGUGGCGGCGCGUCGUUACAGCGAGUUUGAUCAGCUUCUCAGCAAGCUGAAAGAGCGGUUUCCAGACUUCCCCUUUCCUCGCCUGCCAAUGAAGUGGCCAUGGAAGCUGAACGCACAGGCAACUGAUCAGAGACGCCGUGGCUUGGAGGAGUGGAUUGAUCAAGUGUGUGCGUAUAGAGCCAUAGCCGAGGAUGAGGUGAUGAUGGAGUUCUUGAAGCAAGGACAAGGAGCCAAGCCAUCGUCACCAAAGGCCACCACGCCUACAAAACGAACCGUUGAGCUGCGCGCCAUCCUGCCGGAUUCAAGAGCCGUAUCCAUCGAUGUUGAGCAGGCAGCAAGCUGCACGUCCGUGUUUGAGAGCGUUUGCGGGAAAGCUAAGCUAUCGACGGAAGCAAGCUGUUACUUUGCGCUGUUUGAAGUCAACGAAGCGGACAAAUUCUAUCGGAAAAUCCGGCCAAACGAGUUCCCUCAUCGCAUCUACACCACAAACCACCCAUCUCAAACAUCCUCAUCUGUUUUCCUAAGGAGAUGGAUCUUCACUCCAUAUAAGGAGCUAACGAUGAGGAAGGACGAGGUUGCACUCAAUUUCUUCUACAGGCAGGCGAAGGAGGAUGUCCAGAAGAAAAGGAUAGUGGCAACAACUGCUGAGGUGCGUGGCUUGCAGGCGCUUGCUGAAGCUGAAGAGAAAGUGAAGUACCUGAAGGCUGUACGCAAGAUUGACAAGUACGGCGGUGUGACGUUCCCGCACUGUCCGUGUGACAUGCGUAAGACCGGCAAGAUCAUGGUAACUGUGCAGAGAGCUGGACUGCUCUUUGCCGCCUGUGACGACGAUGGAGUACUGCAGGGACAAGAGACUGCCUUUGGCUGGUCGGACAUUCUGGUGUACGAAACCGAUCUCGAGGAGGAAGCAUUUGUCUUGAAAUACACUCGCAACAACAAGGAGAAAUUUAUGCGCGUGUAUUCGAAAUACUAUGAGUACAUGCUGGAUUGUGUAGAGAAAGCUCACGAGGAACAAGAGUGGGAAGACGAGGGCUCUAGUAAUGGCAGUUCUGCUGGUCUAACUCCAGUCACGUCCGAGCCCACAUCACCGACAACAGCCGAGCCAUUGGCAGCCGCCGUCGCAGCCACAGCUAGCUCUGAUCCUGCCCCGGCUGCAGCCGAAAACAAACCAAAGAAGAAGAAGAAGCCUGCAGCCACCACCGCUACCGCCGAUGCAACGGCCGGCGGAGGAGAGGCUGAGAAGGCGAGCGAGAAGGCGACCGCCAAGGCGAGUUCCAAAGGCGACGGCGAGAGCAAACCCAAACCGCGCAAGAAGCCAAAGGCAAAGCCGGCGCCUGCACCCGCUGAGGAUGAGGACCCGAACGACGGCCUGUGAUCCGCUGAUGACGAGGACCCGAACGACGGCCUGUGAUCCGUUGAUUUUAGGCUACCGUACUCACGGCGCACAAGAGAAUUUGAUAUCCAGUGAACGAGGACUGAUUAUUUAAGGCGGUAGGAUUGUUACUAGGGCAUUUGUUGGUUGCUAGCUAAUUUUUCUCAUGUUCCUGCCUUAGUGGCUUGCGUAGAUAGCUUUGUUGCGUAUGUGUGUUGAUUGCGAGUGUCUGGCCUGAGGUGAAUCGGAAUGCUUCUGAGCUUAGUAUUCUUCGUCGUUCGGUAAGGACCUUAUUUACCUCUGCUAAGAUGUCGCAAGGCAUGUCACUGCGGAUUUCUGGCAUGGUUUGUAUUGUAGCACGGCGCCAAGGAGCACAGCGUGCCCGUUCUCCAGUCAUAUGCGUUCCUUGUGACUGCCUGUGUGAUCUAGUGUGUUUAUUUUUAUUUUUUUAAAUAAUACUUGUUGAUGUGGUGAUCUUGCGUCGCUCACAAUUGGCUAAGUCGGUGAACGGUGGCACUGUAUUGUUUCUAACUUUUCUUUUCGGCAAAGCAGUGACGGCACUCUGUUGCCGCGGAUGCACGUCCCCAUGCCUACGAUGCUCUCUAUUUUACUUCACGCCUGGAAGACGUGUAACUAUAAUUAUUAUGUUUUUACAAUCAUAUCCCUUUAUCAUCCCCUCCCAGUCGGCCUGCAUGCUAUUUCCAUGCAUUUAGUGGCGUGCCCUGCAUUGACAGGGCUCCUUCUUUUAGGACAUUGUUUCUAGAAAUUCGGCUCAAUGCCACCAUAAUGGCCAUAGCGCUUUGCUGAUUGGAUGCAGCUGUGAAGUUUGCAGCUAGCUGCAUGGUCACGAUGACGUCAAUGGUGUUUGCCAUGGUAUUAUUAUUUUAUUGAAAGCGUACUUCCUGUACUA